AAAUUAAUGAGUUGUACGAGUGUUUGUACGGCUAUUCCAAGUGGCCGUGUACUCGUUAUUUCGGUGACGAAAAAUGCCGAUAUCAAAUAAGAAAAAAGAAUGUUCGGUGCACGUUUUACCGUAAAACAUAUCGACUAUUUAGCAUAGCUAGCUGAUAAAUUCUGUAGAAGGCAUAGCUCGCAGCUGUUUGGUUAAAUUUCUUCAUCCACCGCCCCCUGCCAUCCGAUCGCAACUAUAUUCCAUUGAUUUCUUGUGUUGGCGAUUUUUGUGUUAAAGAAAUACCUUCAGUCUUGGUAUCGCACCGCUGCAUAUAAGCUGCGACUCGGUAUAUGUGCAUAUAUUCCGUUAUUACUCCCCGCAAUUACGUAACAGCCUGGAGUUAAAGUUUGACAGUUUAGCUGGCGCGCGAGUAAUCCUAAACGGCGUCUAGUCUUCAUCAGAAAAAAUGUCGCUGUUCAAUAAACCAAAAAGGAACAUUCGGCGGCGGCCCUUUAACGAGGAUGACGAAGAUAACGAAAACCGCAUGGAUUCUAACGAGGAUUCACAAUCCUCGAAAUUUAAACCCAAGAAGAAGGAUAAACCUAAACAAACGCUCCUCAGCUUCGGAGAGGAGCUUGACGAAGCCGACGAAGGAGAAGUAUUUAAAGUGAAGAAAUCGUCGAGAAGCAAAAAGCUGAUGAAACAGCUCGACCACGAGCGGAAAAAAAAGAAAGGUGAAGAGAAAAUGCAAGUGGACUCUGAGCAAGCGAACAUGUCCGUUAAGCAGGAAAAAGAUUUAGAAAUAAAGACAGACGAUCUAGUAGUGAAAAUAAAAAAUACCAAUCCACUGAUAUUGAAUGGAAGAGCUGCCCUAGUUGCUGGCAAAGAUGACUAUACGUCCGAAGAGGAGGAAGAUGACGCGAGUAGCCAUAAAUUUCGAAAAAAUACAGACAGAGCUGACACCAUGAAGAUACUUUUGGAGAGUGGUUGCAUACCUGAUGCUGCGAUGAUUCACGCCGCACGAAAGCGUAGGCAAAAAGCAAGGGAAUUAGGUGGCGAAUUCAUACCUAUAGAGGAGCAGAGGGAAGAGAAAGGAAAAUCCAGGCUCGUCAGGGAAGAAGAUCAUGACAGAAGCGAUGAUGAAGAUUCUCAAGAUCGCAUCGACAUGACAGUAAAUACAGACGCACGUGAUAAAGAAAAAAGGCGGGAAGCUUUUUUCGCUUCUCAACUUCGCGAGAAAUGUACAGUUUCAGAUAACGAAAGUGAGCAUGGUAACGAAGAAGAAGAAUGGGAAGCACAACAAAUAAGGAAAGGUGUUACCGGAGCUCAGAUCGCUGCUGCCCAGCAAGAUUCGAUGCUUCAACAACAAUAUUCAAUGGGUAUAAAUGUUGGUCAAAUAAUUGCGCCAGGAUUACCUCUCGAAAUGGCGAUGAUGCCUGCUCCGCCACCUCCGCCUUCCUUACAUCCACCGGAUCCCACAAAAGUUGUACCUGUUACCCCGCAAGAAGUCGCCAAUAAAAUGCGUGGAAGGCUCGAGAGUCUGCGAGAGGUGUGCAGACGUCAUCUUCUAGAUCGGGAUCGGGUAAUCGAGGAAUUGAUACAAACUCACAAGGAACUGGAGGAAGGCGAAGCACGAGCGCCACAACUUGCACAGCGCUUCAGAUAUUACCAAGAGUUGCGUGGGUAUGUCACUGACUUGGUAGAGUGUCUUGAUGAGAAGCUGCCUCUGGUUAUCGGAUUGGAAUCACGCUGGCUAGAUCUUUACGGAGAACGUUCAGCGGAGCUGAUGGAGAGGCGGAGGCAAGAUACCCGCGAUCAAGCCGAAGAGAUCACUUCUGCCACCAGGAAUCAAGGAACUCUUAGAAGAGGUCUUGAAGACGAAACAAGAAUCCGGCGAGCUACAGAGAGGGAAGGUAGAAGAGCUCGUCGGAGACGAGCCAGAGAAUUAGCCUCAACCUUACCAAAACACAUUGAUGGUAUGUCAAGUGACAACGAAGUUACCGAGCAGCAAAAUCUUGCAUUUAAGCAAGAAAGAGACGAUAUCGACAAUGAGUGCAGCGAUGUAUUUUCGGACGUUGUUGACGAAUUUUGUACAGUUCGUGGAAUUCUAUCAAAAUUAGAACAAUGGCGAGAGACCGACAUGGUCGCGUACACCGAAGCUUACGUUCCUCUCUGCAUACCUAAGAUUAUAUGUCCAAUUAUAAGGCUGCAACUUGUUACCUGGAAUCCUAUUAUGGAAAGCGUUGACUUGGAAAGAACAAAGUGGUACAACACGUUGCUCCUCUAUGCACUGGACUACAAAGAAACAGAAGACAGUUUAAAAAGUGAUCCUGAUGUCAGGCUGGUCCCAUUUGCAAUGGAGAAAAUUGUUCUUCCGAAACUUACACUGAUUGUGGAAAAAAUCUGGGACCCCAUGUCGACAUCACAGACUCUGAGAUUAGUAGGCACAGUGAGCCGUUUAAUCAGAGAUUACCCGAACCUCACUGAUCAAAGCAAACCAUUACUUACGCUCUUCACAGCCAUUUUAGACAAGAUGAAACUAGCUGUAGAAAACGAUGUAUUUAUACCAAUAUUCCCAAAGCAGCUAUUAGAUACUAAACAUCAAUUUUUCCAAAGACAAUUCUCAAUGGCAGUUAAACUGCUCCGCAAUCUACUUAGCUGGCAAGGACUGAUCGGAGAUACCCCGUUGAAAAACUUGGCUUUGGGAUCACUGUUGAAUCGGUAUCUUUUAGCUGGUUUAAGAGUGUCGUCCGCAGUUGAUGCCCUUACCAAAGCUAACAUGAUAAUGAGCACUCUUCCACGGGCUUGGCUACAGGGGGAAACAAUAGAUCAUCUGAAAAUGUUUGCUGUCCUUAUUCUUCAGCUUAGUGAACAACUGGAUCAGGCCAAUCCAAGUCAUAAUGAGGCGUGGGAAUAUUCUAAGUCGAUCCUCAAAAUAAUCAAACCUUCAUAGCUUAAAAAAUCAGAAAUUUUCGAAAGUUUCAAUCAAGUAAUCAACGUUUCAUCACAUCUGAUAGAUAGAUUAAUAAUUUUAACUGUAAUUUUUUAUAACAGGAUUCAAUCUUGUAUAGUUAUUAUAAUAUAUUGAAUAAUAGAAAAUUAUUCGAUCAAACAUGUAUGAUCCCG
Molecule: messenger RNA, 3105 nt
Organism: Diprion similis
Lineage: Eukaryota; Metazoa; Arthropoda; Insecta; Hymenoptera; Diprionidae
Product: PAX3- and PAX7-binding protein 1
Exons: 16
Coding region: 446-2932 (828 amino acids)
Biological process (GO): mRNA splicing, via spliceosome
Cellular component (GO): nucleus
Molecular function (GO): DNA binding
Source: RefSeq, a predicted model, not a curated record